AUGUCUGCCUCACCUGAGCCUGCCACAGAGUCUCCCAUCGUGGACAAGGAGAAUGAAGACUCCCAAAACGUCCCGGACGUUGACCUGUCCGACGACGAGUCUCUCCUUUCAGACGUUGACGAUGCGCAGUUCGAAGACUUUGACGCAGCUAAUGUCUCCAUCGACGAACGCCCUGCUAUUGCGAUAGAUGAGGAGAAUUUAAAACUUAUCGGACGACAUAAGCGCGCCCGCAAUGAAGAUGAGGAGGAGGCGCGAAAGAAGAAAAGAAAGGAGGGGCGGAGGGAGAAGAAGAUUCGUCGGAAACAGGAUAACGAUGAUCGGUUUAGUGGUGGGGAGGAGGCUGAAGGGAAACGGGCGAGGAAGCGGAGGGAAGGGGGUGAGAGGAGGAGUAGGAAGGUUGAGGAGGAGGUUAAUGAGGAAGAGUUGGACCCUGCUACGCGCCGUCGACGUGCCCUUGAUCGUAUGAUGGACGAGCAGCUUAAGAAACCAACCAAACGUCGCCAUCGGAGAGCAGAUGGGAUUGAUCUGGCCGACCUGGCUGAUGCGGAAAUCGAAGAUGUGCGACGACGCAUGACGGAUGCUGCGAGACUGGACAGCAUAGCUCGAAAAGAGAACCGACCGGCCAUGCACAAACUGAAGAUGCUUCCGGAAGUUGUUUCACUCCUUAACCGCAACCAGUAUAUCAACAGCCUUGUCGACCCCGAAAUCAAUCUUCUGGAAGCUGUGAAAUUCUUCCUCGAACCAUUGGACGACGGCUCCCUGCCAGCAUACAAUAUCCAGCGCGAUCUCCUUGCGGCAUUGGGGAGACUCCCCAUCAACAAAGAGACGCUCAUAGCAAGUGGUAUUGGCAAAGUCAUUGUAUUUUAUACCAAGAGCAAGCAACCAGAGAUUGGGAUUAAACGCCAAGCAGAACGCCUUCUCGCAGAAUGGACUCGACCCAUUUUGCAACGGAGUGAUGACUAUUCCAAGCGAGUCUACGAAGAAGCCGAUUUCGAUCCUAGUCAACUUGCUGCUCGCAACCAGGGAAUAUCGGUCCAGGCUACCGCUGCAGAGGCUCGUGCGCGAGAGCUUCUACCCCCCCGUCUGGCUAAUCGCGCGCGUGCUGAAGGUGGACAUACUUCCUACACUAUCGUCCCGCGUUCGACUAUGGUCCAAGAGAGUAAAUUUGCUCGGCCGCUGGGUUCCAGUGGAGAGGAUCGUUUCAGACGGAUGAAAGCGAGACAGGCGGCAGCGGCAAAGGCGUCGAAGAGGUGA
This is a messenger RNA of Paracoccidioides brasiliensis Pb18, 1254 nucleotides long. RefSeq lists its product as uncharacterized. Gene Ontology annotation, cellular component: nucleus. Gene Ontology annotation, biological process: poly(A)+ mRNA export from nucleus. The transcript is spliced from 4 exons. The coding region runs from base 1 to 1254 and encodes 417 amino acids. The record is from RefSeq and is a predicted model, not a curated record.